AUGAAAAACAAAUCCAGGCCGCCGCUGAUAUGCAUCAGUCAUCGCCACAGCGCGCUUACUCGGAGGGCUAAAAAAGAACAAAUUCAUGGCACAAAGAAAAAAGAAAAGAACCUCCCCGUGCGAGUUGGCUCAAAAUUGUGCUUGUGGCUCAAAGAAGAAAUAGCCGGCGCUGACCGUUUCGCGGCGCUGCCAACUGCAAUGUUGGCGAGACAGCUCGCCGCCCGUGAGCGCGAGGAGCGCACCCAGGCGCUGCAGAAGCAUCUCGAGACGUCCAAGGCGUAUGCCGAGCGCAUCGGGAGCGAAGAGCGCGCGGGCAGCAAACGAAGAAGUGCUGCGCAGCGGCAAUCCGAGGCGGAGGAGGCGUCAACGUGCCGCAUUCUUUCAGCACAAGAGGCGGCUAGGCGCGAGGCGGAGCAGCGGAGGCACGACGGCGCACUGGCCGCGGCAGUCUCGGCGCACAAGGCCGAAUCGCUCCGCGAGCAGAAGAAUGUGGAGCGCAUAAUUGCCGGCUCUGAGGAGCUGCGCGAGCUGGAGGCGAGGCUUCGCGCGGCGUACGUGAACAAGGAGCGCCACGUGCAGCUCGCCGAGAGCGCGGCGAUGGCGGCCGAGACGGACGCGAGAGAGGCGCAGAUCGCCGGCGCCAUGGAGGCGGAGCGGCAGCGUGGGUUGCAGGCCGAGGCGUACCGCGAGUUUUUGCGGCUCGAGGAUGGCAAAUUGAUAAAGGUGGGCCUCGACGCGCAGAUCAAGGACAAGGAGCGACUCAAGGCCGAGGCCUACCAGGAGUUCCUCAAGGAGAAGGAGCAGGUCGACGAAGUAGUGCGCAAGAUUGCCGCAGAGGAGGCGGCGGAGGCGGCCGCGCGCGAGGCCAAGGAGGCGGAGACACGGCGGUACAUCGACGAGUUCAUCUCGCAGCGUGAGCGGUUCAAGGCGGAGCGGGUGGCCGAACUGGAGCGCGAGAACGAUGAGAUUCGUCGGUACGCGGCCGCCGUCAUGCAGCGGGAGAUUGAACAGCGCGCCGCGGCUCAGACGUCGCAGAACGCGCGUGACGCGGCGUUCGAAGCCAUCACCAAGGGCAUGGCUGCAGAGAGUGCCAAACGGCUGGAGGAGGAGCAGCUUCGCAACGAGCUGCUCGAGGCGGAGGCGGAGGAAGAGGCGGCGCGGCGCGAGGCGGACGCGAAGGAGCGUGCGCUGCGGCAGCGGCUGGACAUUGCGCUGGCCAAUGAAUACCAGCGGGAGCUCAAGCGGCUUGCGCGCGAAGAGGAGAAGAAGGCAGAGGACGCGCUGCGCACGUCGAUGCUCGAGCGCUUCGCCGCCGAGGACCGCAUCGACCAGAUGAAUGCGCAGAAGCGGCGGAUGAAGCAGCUCGAGCACCGGCGCGAGGUGGAGCGCCUCCUUGAGCAGCGGCGAGAGGCGUUCGAGGCUGCGCGCGCCGCAGAGGCCGAGGAGGAGAGGAUGAGAGUGGUCGAUGAGGAGCGGCGGCGGAUGCUCGCGGCGGCGUCGCGCGACCUCGGCAUCGAGCACCUCCCUCCGGGCGUGCUCCAGUCUGCCGACGACCUCGAGCUCUUCCGGGCGGCGGCGGCGUCGUCCACGUGA
This is a messenger RNA of Emiliania huxleyi CCMP1516, 1593 nucleotides long. RefSeq lists its product as hypothetical. The transcript is spliced from 3 exons. The record is from RefSeq and is a predicted model, not a curated record. Lineage: Eukaryota; Haptophyta; Isochrysidales; Noelaerhabdaceae. Bases 1 to 1593 code for a protein of 530 amino acids.